Messenger RNA from Carcharodon carcharias (great white shark), 7517 nucleotides. RefSeq names its product semaphorin-3D-like. Gene Ontology annotation, biological process: neural crest cell migration; negative regulation of axon extension involved in axon guidance; semaphorin-plexin signaling pathway. The transcript has 17 exons. Bases 97 to 2361 code for a protein of 754 amino acids. Lineage: Eukaryota; Metazoa; Chordata; Chondrichthyes; Lamniformes; Lamnidae. Gene Ontology annotation, molecular function: chemorepellent activity; semaphorin receptor binding. The record is from RefSeq and is a predicted model, not a curated record.
AUUUUAGCAGUGAACUUUGAAGAAUUGAAUUGGUAUGGACCUUGCUAGUAUACAGAGGGAUUGCGCUGCACUAGUGUAUAGCCAAAGACUUAUAACAUGGAGUGUAAAUUUAGGGACUGCAGAAGUAAGUUUGCUUCUGCACAGUUUACUGUUUGCUGCUGUGUUAUUUUCUUCUUCCUUUUACCUGUGAAUGAAGCCUGGAAACAAAGUAAACCACGCCUGAAGUUCUCGUACAAAGAUACAUUGAUGAAUGGCAGUGGUAAUCCAUUCCAGGGAUCGGCAGAAAGUUCCAGUUUCCAGUCAUUACUAAUUGAUGAAGAAAGAGGAAAGCUUCUGGUUGGAGCUAAAGAUCUGAUUUAUAUCUUAAAUCUGGAAAAUUUGAACAAGGAACCUAAGAAGAUUUAUUGGCCUGCAGCUAAGGAGAGAGUGGAACUGUGUAAACAGACUGGAAAAAAAGAAACAGAAUGUGCAAAUUUCAUCCGCCUACUACACAACUUCAAUAGGACGCAUGUCUAUGCAUGUGGUACGGGAGCUUUCCAGCCUAUAUGUGGAUAUAUUGACCUGGGACCCCCUACAGAGGAGCUUUCAUCGAAGAUUGACCUUAAAACUCCUGAACCUGGAACAUUGAAAUGCCCUUAUGAUCCCAUCCAACCUUUCACAUCAGCUCUCAUAGAUGAAUAUCUUUAUGCUGGGACAUCCUCUGACUUUCUUGGGAGAGACACAGCUCUAUUUCGCUCCCCGAUCCAUCACCUGGAAAAUCAGUAUAUCCGCACAGAACACAAUAAUCCCCUUUGGUUAAGUGACCCCAAGUUUAUUGGGAUGUACCCCAUCUCUGACACCUCUGAUGAAGAUGAUGAUAAAAUAUAUAUAUUUUUAAGAGAGACAGCACUGGACACUACGAGCCCUGAGAAGGCCAUUUACUCCAGAGUAGCCAGAGUUUGUAAGAAAGAUAUUGGUGGUCAGCGGAGCUUGAUCAACAAAUGGACAACGUUUCUGAAAGCUCGCCUCAUUUGCUCAGUCCCAGGACCUGAAGGUUAUCAGACGUAUUUUGAUGAGCUGCAGGAUGUUUUUCUCUUCAACACAAACGAUGACAAAGUGCCAGUGGUUUAUGGAGUCUUCACAUCUUCCAGUUCUGUUUUCAGUGGCUCAGCAGUUUGUGCAUACAGCUUGGCUGAUAUCCGUGCUGUAUUUAAUGGACCUUUCACACAUAAAGAUAGUCCUGACCGCCACUGGGUAGAAUAUCAGGGGAAGAUUCCCUAUCCAAGACCUGGAACAUGUCCUAGUAAAGCAUUCGACUCCACAAUCGAGACAACCAAGGAUUUCUCAGACGACGUCAUCAGUUUCAUUAAGAAUCACCCAAUGAUGUACAAGGCUGUGUAUCCAAUAAACAAGAGACCUGUUUUCAUUCAAGUGAACGGUGGUUACAGAAUUACACAGAUUGUAGUCGACCGUGUUAACGCUAAGGAUGGACAGUAUGCAGUCCUGUUUUUGGGCACAGAUGUUGGAACAGUAAUAAAAGCUUUGAGCGUUCCCAAAGACAAUUUGAAUGCUGAAGAAGUUGUUCUGGAGGAAUUACAAGUGUUUGAGGAACCAACUCCAAUAUUAACAAUGGAAAUAUCUUCAAAGCAGAAGCAGAUUUAUAUUGGAUCGAAGAAUAGCUUGGUGCAGCUUGCUCUGCAGAGGUGUGAUGCAUAUGGUACGGCUUGCUUUGAAUGCUGCCUUGCUAGAGAUCCCUAUUGCGCAUGGGAUGGGAAUUCAUGUUGCAGAUAUGUGCCAGCACCAAAAAGACAGACCAGACGUCAAGAUAUAAAGUAUGGAGAUCCAAUAAUUCAGUGCUGGGAUCAGGAGGACAAUGCAAAGAACGUGCUAACUGAGAAGAAGUUGAUUUUUGGAGUGCAGUACAAUUCCACAUUCCUGGAAUGCAGUCCAAAGUCACAGCAAACAUCGGUCAUCUGGUCUGUUCAGCGAUCACUGGAUGGCCAACAGGAGGAGAUAAAAUAUGGUUCCAGAAUAAUCAAAACAAGGCUUGGUCUACUCAUACGUCACUUGCAGGAAGAUGAUGCUGGGAUUUAUUAUUGCAGAGCUGUGGAAAAUACAUUCACACAAAUCAUGACAAAAUUUCACCUUAAAAUUAUUCUGAGUGACUUUAAGGCAGCUCCAAUGAAAGCAGAGUACAACGAUGGAAAGGGUAGAGAUGUUCGGAGCAGGACAAGGCUACGUUACAAGGAUUUUCUGCAGCUUCUGAACAAACCAGGCAUUACUGUAAAUGAGUACUGCCAGCAAAUCUGGCGUAAUGGAAAGAGAGGACAAAAUAGUAAAACAGCAAAAUGGAAAAACACACAAGAGUUUAAGCGGUUUUAGAUUUUGGACAAUACAAAAUGCAUUAUGGUGCUCCUGUGAGGAGUUACAGUAAUAAAAGUUAUUCACUGGACUGUUGUAUCAGAGUCUUGGCUGAAUAAUCUGACUAUGUCUCUGGUAUACCAUGAAUGGAUGAAAUAGAAUGUGGCCAUUAUAGCUAAAAAAUGUGGCAAGAAGUAUGAAUAUAUCUGGGUGUAUUCUAAUCAAUAGGUGUUUCUUAAAAGGAAGGUUUGCUUUAAAAGCAAACAUUACUAUGUAGGCAGUUUUUUUGGAUAGUUUGGGGAGAAAAUGUCAAUGAUUUCUCAAAGCUUUCAAGAAGUCAGCAAGUUAAUCUUACCAUGGAAGUGUGAAUUGAAUUUCUACCUCAGCUCUCAAUCAAAUCCACCAAGGAUUUGUAAAAUUGGUCCCAACUGUGUGUUGAUCAUCAUUUCCUGACUUGGCAUAAGUAAAGAGAAUGGUGAAGGAAUGGCACUUGCCAUUCACCUCACUAAGAGAUGCCCACAAAGUGUUUACAGGCUUCAGAGUAGAGACAUGUUCAAAUUCAGUGCCUGAUCUAGCGUAGUACCCUCUACCAGGUAUCUGUAAGAUCUAUGAUCAAGCAAGAAACACCAAAGCUCUUCAACCAAUCGGACUGAAGAAUCCUCAAUGGGCCACGCAGAGCAGAACCUUCUCAGCUUAGUCCCUGCUAAAAUGACAGGACCUUUAGCAGGUCAGGAUCCCGUUGAACUCUACAGUGGGAUUUGUUGCGGCUCUUAACUGAGCCAUGGUAUUAGAAUCCUGACUCUGGGUUCCCUGGCCAAUCAAAGCAGGACAUGGAUUUUUAAGGCUGCAGCAACCACAGGAAUGGGAAUGGCCUUAUCAGCCCCUGCUGUGCACGCCUACCUGGCUGACUGGGAAGAGGGUCUAGUUCCAUAAAGCGGCAGAUGUCAGCAGCGACCUGACAUGAAAAUCUGAGCCUCCUGAGGCAAUAGUGCUCACACACAUCAAUAGAGCUGAUCCUCUGCCUUUGGACCCUCUGUUGGGGGUCUCACUACCUUGGAACUGGAUAUAUAUGUCUAUUCUUCCUGCUCUGUGGGGUGGCAUGUAGCUGAGGAGAAAGCUGCUGGUGUAGUUCCUGUUGCCAAGGAGUAUAAAGCAGGAAGUAUAAAUUUGAUUCAAACCAUGUUUAGAAAACAAAAUGAAGAUUGGGACAGAUGGAUAAGAUUAAGAGAGAGAUAAAAGAUGCACAGAAAAAGUUUUUUUUUAAUUUUAUUUUUAUUUUUUACAUCUCUAAUACUAAUUACUGUCUGAAGGAAUGAGACUUCACACAUGUAAAGUUAAGGUUUCAGGGUCAGAGAUAUUGAUUGGCAGUAAUUAUCAAUUAUCAUGCCAUUAAAAGUCAACUUACUCCUAAAUGCACCAGCCAUAACGUUUUCUGACAUUUUUAGUGGUGAGCUAGUGGACAAGUAAUCCAAAUUUAUGCCAUUGCAUUGAUUUCGAUGCCAAGUCUAUCAGCAAGGUGUUACAGCUCACUCUAUAGAGGAACAGGGUACCUCCAAUAGCGACUAUGCAUUUAAAUGUGCAUGUGUGGACUUGAAAAGUUGUUGUCAUAUUUACUUCAUUAUAGCACUCAGCACUGUUAGCCUCAUUGUUAUUAUCUGCACAAAAUGCAGGUCAAUUCAGAAAUGCUCUUGCUGAUCUGGGGGAAGGUUGGAGUAACUGCUUAAAGGAUUGCUAAAUGUAUUAUUUCAUAUGUAUUAUUAAAGUAUACCCUUUUAAGGAUAAGCAUACUUUGUAUUAUGUUUUCAAAAUCAUAAGUCAGGCAUACCUCAUAUUUAGAUGAUGAGAUAUACCUUCAUUGAAUUAUAUAUGUUAUCAUCCUGAACUACUUCUUAAAAAGCUUUUAACAUUUUACUUUUAUAUGCAUAAUAGGUAAGUGUAUAUCCGGCAGGUACAUUAAAUGGAAAGUUUACCUUAUACAUACAUAACCUUCACUGAAUAAUCAAGCUAUUUUUUACAGAACUUAAUCAGGAUUAAUUUUACACAUCUUGAACCCCUUGUUUGACAAUGAAUGAGGCUUAGGUAAUAUAACCUGGUUCAUAACAAAGUCACCAAGCAUCUUAUUAGCUACAGCUAAGUAUUUUCCGUCCAGGUAGAAGAGGGAAGUUCCAAGUGACUCCUUAAAAAAGGUAGAUAAUUCUGUUCCCUUUUCCUCUGCCAACUUUUUGCAAUGUAGUUUUCUUCUACGUUUUUCAAUUAACCUACAGAUAAAUGCACCUGGAUGUACUGAUACUUCUUAUCAGCUUUCUUAUUGGAAAGCCUAAAAAAUUAUCUCAUGUUGUGUGACCAUGCAUUAAAUGUCUGUAUCUCUUGUAUUAACUGAUGUUGCACUAAAAAUCCACGACUGUACUUAAAUUACUUCAGUGUUAAAAUGGAUGUGAAACAUGCUUGCUUAUUUCUUUACAAAAUGUCACAAAAUGUGCCAAUCAUCUUCUCUGCUCUCAAAAUGACUACUUUUGUCCAUAUAGAAAGGUCUUGCAUACAGUGCAUUGUAUAGCAAUAUUAACAAUAUUGACCUUUUGUUUAUUUCUUUGGGCCAGGAGUGAAUGAAUACAAAGGCUUUUAUGGCUCAUGCACAGGAGCCUCAGGCAAAUAUAGUGCCCUUGAUUAAAACCACAACAGUGUGACAGAACUGUAUGCUAAAAGCAGUGUGUAAAAUGCUUUUGGGCUCCUUUUUUCUUGCAUGCUGCCUCACAUUUGUGUUUUGAUGAAUUGGGGUGGGGGUGUGGGAUGUAGGAUCCAUUCUCUGGCUCUGACAAUACCAUUGUGGCACCAAUAUAAUGGGCCUUGGCUUUGAAAUGAUAUCAUAAUUUUACAAGAACAUCCUUAAAUUAAUUGGUUAAUAUUAUUGCUACCUUAUAAAAUUAACUACCUUAGUCAUUUCCGAUAACAGUAUGAAACAGGCUGUGAUAUUUCAAAUCUAUGCUCAAUAAUCAAGAAUAUAACUACGAAUGUAUGAAGUAGUGAGUCUUAUCUGCCUACAGAAAAACAAUUCUGAAAUCGAGCAUCCUCAUCAAAUAUGAAAAGAUCAAGAUGUUCUAAUGCAGUAACAUUUAACUAAAAGGAGAAACAUUUCUGUUGAGUGAAAAUUUGACUUCCAUUAUUUACAUGUUUCAGGUGGUGUUAAAAAGAAGCCCCAAGAACCCUGCCAGAUAUUCUUUCACUCAGCACAGCAACCCCGACAUGAAGUGUAGCAUUCCUCACAGCAUGUAGGUUGAGAUCAGUUAACGAAGCACAUGGGGAAUCAAACUUGGAACCUUUCCACUCCACAUGACUCAGCCAUAGUUUUGUUCCUCGAGCACAUAAAUUACAGAAGUGUAUCAUGUCUUCAUUAUCAGGCUUAAAGUUCCUUCAAUAAUUCAAACUUACACAGAGUUUCCCGUUACCAAAACUGAGAUAUAUACAACAUAUAUAUAUAUAUUUAUAUAUAUAUAUAGCCAUUAGAAUACUUUUGAAGUGCAAUUACUAUUAUUAUGUAGGUAAAUACAGCAGCCAAUUUUCACACAGCAAGAUCCCAGAAAACAACAAAGAGACAAAUGACUGAUGAUCCUUUUUGGUGAUGCUGGGUGAGGGAUAAAUACUCACCAGAACAUAAUGGGCUCUCCUGUUCUUCUUAGAUUGUGUCAUGGGAUGCUUUAUAUCAGCCUAAGCUGGUAGACAGGGCCAUAUAUUAAGAUCUCAUCUGAAAGAAAUAAUCAUAUAAUCAUGGAAUGGCUACAGGCCAUUUGGCCUAUCGGGACUGUUCCAGCUCUCUGCAAAACAAUGUAGGCAGUCCCACUUCCCGUCCCCACCCUUUCCCCGUGACUCUGCAAUUUUUUCUCUUCUGGUGCUUAUCCAAUUCCCUUUUGAAAACCCCACAAUUGAAUUCGUCUCCAACACCUUCUCAGGCAGUGCAUUCCAGAUCCUAACCAUGCACUGCCCAAAAAGGUUUUUCUCAUGUCACGUUUGGUUCUUCUUACAAUCAUCUUAAAUCUGCGUCCUCUGCUUCUCAAAUCUUCCACCAGUGGGAACAAUUUCUCUUUAUCUACUCUGUUGAGAUUCCUCAUGAUUUUAAACACCUCUAAGAGAUCUCUUCUCAACCUUCUCUAGGGAGGACAAACCCAGCUUCUCCAAUCUAUUCACAAACCUGAUGUCCCUCAUCCUUGCAAAACUUUUUGCAAAUCUUUCCUGCAUCCUCUCUAAAGACUUCACGUCUUUCCUAAAGUGCGAUGUCCAGAAUUGGACACAAUAUUCCAGUUGAGGCCAAAUCAAUGUUUUACAAAGGCUCAUCAAAACUUUCCUGUUUUUGUACUCUCAUGUCCAGAAUUUUUCCAAGGGGUAACAGUGGCUCCCCAUGAUGCUGGUAAAAUGCCAGCAGGGGCAGGAAGUUGCCCUUAUUUGGGCAAGUCUUCCUGGCACUGAAGUUCCCACAAAUGGUAAUAUCCUGUGGUUGCGGGAAGACAAUCUGCCAUUUUCUGAGGCUUCCAUCUCCCAGUCUGUGUCCAAGAGGCCUGGUAAAAUUCAACCAUGUGUCUCUAUUUAUGAAGACCAGGAUCAUGUAAUUUUAACCACCAGCCUAACCUGCAAACAAGACAAUGCAACAAUAGAUUAUAUGCUCAAGUCCUGGAGUGGAGCUUUGACCCAAGAGAAGAGGGCUACUACUGACUUUUUAUGUAGCUUCCAAAAUAGCUUACAGAUGACUGUAGUUAUAAAUAGUUUGCUGAUUUAGUAUUUUGCCUUACAAAACCCUGCCUUUUUCUGUUCCAUUUUCUGAUAAUUGAACUUUCUUUUUAGGCACAUUUGGAUUUUUUUUAAAAUAAAAAAUGGCAGGGAGAAAUAUGUGCCUUGUUGAAUGCAACUCACUAUAUUGUACUUGACUGUAAAGGAGAAGGCAUUGCUGACUGAUAUAAAAUGUUGGUCACCGAUACAGAUUUCCACAUGAAUGAACAACUGUGAUGUGCAAUGCAAACAUUACCUUUGGAAAAUUAUUGAAUAUUAGAUACACAUUCAGUAUUAACAUAAUACUUUGUAGACUGCAUUGUGAUACAUACUAUAGCUGAUAAUAAGCAGCAUACUACAUUGACAAUUUAAUAUUUUGUUGUAUUAGAAAUAUAAGAAUAAAGUUUUUUAACUUUCAAAAA